AUUUGCUGUGAAGCAGAUGGGGCUCCAGUACUCCAGCCAUGUCGCCUCUGUCCUGCCGCAUACUGCGGAGAUUGCAUCAGAAGCAUGUUUUUAGAAGCAACUCGCGAUUCGACUUCGAUGCCACCCAGAUGCUGCACCAUCCUUUCAACUAUUGUUGCUCUUGACUUUCUUUCCUCCGCUGAAGCUGAUGCAUAUCGUCGCAAGUUUGAAGAAUGGAUCUCAACCAAGAAGACGUACUGUCCAGUUCCUAAAUGUUCACGCUUCAUCCCAGAUCGUGCAGUUCUACCACCGCCCUCUGCCGAUCCAGUCACCAUCUGGGUUUUGCCUGCUGCUGCUUGCUUUUCUUGUCCGGAUUGUCACAUCGGAAUAUGUCCCAGCUGUAAACAAGUUGCCCACUUUGGACAGCCUUGUGAUACCGCUGCUCAAGAUCAUGAGCUUGCCAUGCUCGAGACAUAUGGUUACAAGAAAUGCCCGCGUUGUGGCCACGGUGUGAAGAGAAUGUAUGGCUGUCGCCACAUGCAAUGCCGUUGUGGUGCUCAUUGGUGUUGGGGUUGUCUCCGUGCAUUCGAUGAGUGUGAUGGAGGUUGUGAUUCACCCGACUCCGGAAGUGAAGAUGGAGAUUACAUCCACCCUAUUCUUACUGAACGUCCAACCGACCUUGAUAGGGGUGGUCGUCGCGUUUGGGAAGGCACGGGUGCUUUCUUUGGCGAAGAGCCUGACGACAGCUAUCAUAGUACAAUAUGGUCAUGCUUGCACGUCUUC
Aureobasidium melanogenum CBS 110374 is the source of this 762-nucleotide messenger RNA. RefSeq lists its product as uncharacterized. Gene Ontology annotation, biological process: protein polyubiquitination; ubiquitin-dependent protein catabolic process; positive regulation of proteasomal ubiquitin-dependent protein catabolic process. The transcript has 3 exons. NCBI's taxonomy places the organism in Eukaryota, Fungi, Ascomycota, Dothideomycetes, Dothideales, Saccotheciaceae. The annotation marks the transcript as partial. Gene Ontology annotation, molecular function: ubiquitin protein ligase activity; zinc ion binding; ubiquitin conjugating enzyme binding. Gene Ontology annotation, cellular component: cytoplasm; ubiquitin ligase complex. The record is from RefSeq and is a predicted model, not a curated record.